Messenger RNA from Anopheles funestus (African malaria mosquito), 3210 nucleotides. RefSeq names its product serine/threonine-protein phosphatase PP2A (gene mts). Lineage: Eukaryota; Metazoa; Arthropoda; Insecta; Diptera; Culicidae. The transcript has 5 exons. Gene Ontology annotation, molecular function: protein serine/threonine phosphatase activity. Gene Ontology annotation, biological process: peptidyl-serine dephosphorylation; mitotic cell cycle. Gene Ontology annotation, cellular component: cytosol. The coding region runs from base 183 to 1112 and encodes 309 amino acids. The record is from RefSeq and is a predicted model, not a curated record.
UUUCCCCAAGAUGCUGUGAGGCAAAACGCAACGUCGGCCAUUUUGUUAGAAAGAAGUGUGCUUCACAGUCGAGAAGAUCCGAAAUUCGUAUGAAUUUCGGAACAAAAACAGGCCAAUCAGUUGCAAACUAGUGUGAAAACGUGUGAUUAGGCUUCUUGAUCGAUUGCAGCAUACCGAAUAGGAUGGAGGAUAAGGCUAUGCUAAAAGAUUUAGACCAAUGGAUCGAACAACUGAACGAGUGCAAACAAUUGACCGAAUCGCAAGUGAAAAUUCUGUGUGAUAAGGCGAAGGAAAUUCUAUCGAAGGAGUCUAACGUACAGGAGGUGAAAUGUCCGGUAACAGUAUGCGGAGACGUACAUGGUCAGUUCCACGAUCUGAUGGAGCUGUUUCGGAUAGGUGGACGAUCGCCGGAUACUAACUAUUUGUUCAUGGGAGAUUAUGUCGAUCGUGGCUAUUAUUCGGUAGAAACCGUUACUUUGUUGGUGGCAUUGAAGGUACGAUAUCGCGAAAGAAUCACUAUCCUUCGUGGUAAUCACGAGUCGCGGCAAAUUACGCAAGUGUACGGUUUCUACGACGAAUGUCUGCGAAAGUACGGCAAUCCGAACGUAUGGAAGUUCUUUACGGAUUUGUUUGACUAUUUGCCACUGACGGCCCUGGUUGAUGGACAGAUCUUCUGCCUGCACGGAGGGCUCAGUCCUUCGAUUGAUACGCUUGAUCACAUUCGAGCACUCGAUAGACUUCAGGAGGUGCCACACGAAGGUCCCAUGUGCGAUCUGCUCUGGUCCGAUCCAGAUGAUCGAGGUGGCUGGGGUAUAUCGCCACGAGGAGCAGGCUACACAUUUGGACAGGACAUUUCGGAACUGUUCAAUCACACAAACGGGCUGACAUUAGUAUCAAGAGCACAUCAGUUAGUAAUGGAAGGAUACAAUUGGUGCCACGAUCGUAAUGUUGUCACAAUUUUCUCUGCACCGAACUACUGCUACCGUUGUGGCAAUCAGGCAGCAUUGAUGGAACUGGACGAUGCACUCAAGUUUUCAUUCCUACAAUUUGAUCCAGCUCCACGUCGUGGUGAACCACAUGUGACCAGAAGAACGCCGGAUUAUUUCCUUUAAGAACAAUAUCCUUACUAUAUGAUGCUGAAAUAAUAGCACGAGUAAACAAAUUAAGCAGGUACACAACAUUAAGAGAGACAGGCCAACUGAAGCUGCAUCUUCAAAUAGAAAAAGGGCAAACAUGUUGAAAGGAAGGAACAGGUGAUGCCAGUACAGCAAAUUGACCGAACAAAAUCGUGAAAGAUGUGUAAUGCGUAAUGUCUCGUACAACCAACACAUUUAAGCGUAAUAAUUACAUCGUAAUCAAAUAAUAAAAAUGAAAGAUCUAUUUAACAAAACAAAGGGAACAGCCAACAAACUGACAAGCCGGAUCUUUUGCCAAGCAAACUAAACCAGCAGGUGUUAAGAGGAAAAAAAAACGCUCGACAGCUUUCGCUAUCGCAAUACGAACUAAAAACGGACACCGGCGGCACUACGAUGCAAAUGCUGCUGCUGACAAGAAUUCUUAUCGGUUUAAAUGAGUGCAAAUGAGGAGAAGGAACUUUGUUUACGUCUGUUGGCAUAUUGUGCUGCUUAUUUCUAAAACGAAUCCGCAAUGGCAAAUGUUCAGAAGAAAUGGAUUAAAACACACCGCAACAUGAUCGAUUUCCUGGUACAUUAAUUACGAGUGGAAGAAGCCAUGCUAUAACAAGACGAUGGUCAAAAAAUCCCGCCCGUUUGUAUGAAAGGGGCCUAUUUUUGAGCGCGCGCGCGCACACACACACGUUUACGUUGUGUGGCUGUGUGUGAGAAGGUCGAUACCGGUAGGCAAUGAUCAAUCAACAGUGAGAGAGGUUGCAAAUUGCAUGUUGAAUGUUCUUCGCAAGCAACCAGACUGCAUCCAUUGAGGAUGAUGAGACACACGAGGGUGGAAGGUAUAGUAAUGUUGGAAAAGGAAGGAAAUGUAAUACUACUCUACUACUAUUACUAUUACUACUUAAGCUGAAGGAAGGAGAAGAAUGAUGAGGAAAGUAUCCGUCUGUGCGUGUGGGUAACGGGAGAAUAAGAAAAAAAUGGAAUAUGGAAAUGUGCACACUAAAUGAAGUAUUAGAAAGUCAGAAAAUGUAAGCAACCCAAACCCAACCCUCUCACCCGAGUCUAUCCGUUGAUGGUCCAUUCUAUUUAAAUAUCACUUCUUUUAUAUUUUGGGUGUAUUUUAAUAAGCGACACGACGCCAUAUUGGGCUUUAGGUAACACUUUUCGUUAAAAACGUCGGAAAAGGAUAGAAUGGGGGCUAAUCUUAUGGCUGAUGAAAACAAAGUAAUGAUCAUGAUCCAAUAAACGUAGAUCGAUCGUCGCUAUUGCUGACUAAUCGUUUCAAUAUAGCACACUACAAGAUAAAUAUACGCAAAUAUUUUGUUAAUAUUUGUUCUCUUUGCUUUUACGGCGGUUAAGGUUUCCCUGAAUUGUGCUUGUGGAAAAACGCUGGCAAUGUUGCGAGCCAUCUGUAUUAAAAGUUAUUAUUGUACAUUGAAACUGUGGCUUUUUCCUUGGUCGAGAUAUGAUAUUCCGCUAGCGAGAAUGAACGGAUAUGCGAUCUUGCUAGAGCACAACAGUUCGCCUCCACUUUGAAAUGAUCGGGAACGAAAGGCACGCGUUCCCACAGGGUGGUUAGUAGAUGUAAUUAAAUAUCCACCGUGGCUAUCAUCAUACACAUGUUUGCGUUUUUGCUCCUCUAUUCUAUUGUUUGCGGAAUGUGUUGGUACACUGUGGUCUUGUGUUGUGGCUGGCAAUCAAUUUGUUUUCCAUGCGUGAGAAAUUUUUGGCAUGAGAUAUGGAGACAGCUAGUUUAGAAUUCAAUCAAACAAGCAGCGUAUUAUUGCAUCAUGAAACAAACCAACAAUUACUUCGUGUUAUGUCUUAUUAAAAGUUCAAACGAACGAGUUUCUGGCUAAGCGGUUUAGUAGAGCAGAAGCACACAUACACACACACACACACGCAUACACGUACGUCGAAAUACAUCGAUGUAUAAGGGCAGGAAAUGAAAAGAAACAAGAGCAUUAUAAAAAUUUCGUUUUAUUAGUGGUUUUACUUUGAUGGAAGAAUGGUUAAAACAUUCGCUAGCUUCAAUACACAUGCAACAAAUAAAAACGUAACAACUGAAACAAACAGUCCCGUA